AUAUCAAUAAAUUUAAUUUAAAACAUUAUAGAGGAUAACAUGCUGUUUGGUCUGAUGGUAUAACUGUCGUAGGCCUAAUAUUGUAAGACGUUUGUAUUUGUCUUUGUAGAGCUUCCGCAAACAAAUCUUUAAGCCUUGAAUUUACACAAGAGAUACAUAGUUUACAUGCGAAAGUACCCUUAGAACGGGAAAGAUUGUACAUAAAUGAUCUCAGACUCAAUUUUUUGAACAUUGAAAAUAAUUUUGGAUAUAUAAAAAUGCUGAAAACCCCCUUUGACAUGCAUGUUUUAACGUUUAAACGUGUUUGAACAAAAUAGAAAACAGAUGUUACUUUCAAUAUGUAAUUUUCAAACAUUAAAGUGAAUUAACUUUUAUCGGUAAUCCAGAAAUAACACCCAAUUGGGAUCACAUUUUUACGCGACAAAGAAUCUGAUUGGGUAUGAAUACUUCAAUAUUAUAUUUCGAUUUAACAAAGAGGAAUAUUCAUGAAUAUAUUGUUUAAAUGUCGAUAGAAACCACAUCUUAAUGGAGCACGAGUUGUAAAUCAGUUAACAACUUAUUUAAAUAAUAUUCCGCUGAGACGAAACACUGAAACACAUUAACAUGUAUCAAUAAUCUGAUGAGGCACUUGGGCUAUUCGAGAGCGGCGUUUAAUAAAAUAAAACGUUUGGUGCGGCACUUCAUCAAAGAGGCGCUCAUUGAAAUAUUUACGGUAUAGUUUACAGGUUGAAACUACGAAUCGAAGAUGGCCGAAGGGAUCUCGCUAAAGGGUAUUGAUAAUUUUGGAAAUACAAUUGAGACAUGUCACAAAAAUAGCAACAAGGAAGAUGCCACAUUGGGUACAACUUCUGUAAAUGUUUGUGGCACCGAUGCAUCUAGUAACCAAGAAUUACAGGCUACACUGACAGCUCAACCUGGUCAGCAUUUGAAACGUAAUAAAUACCCAUAUCUGAUUGCAACAUUUGCCGUUUCAACUUGUAUAGCCUCCAUUGUGUGCGCCAGUAUAGUUAUAUAUGCAGUGUUAAAUUCAGGAGAUACUGUAAGCACUCGAGCAGAAGGCAGUGUGCCUACAUCAAUUUCAGGUGACCAUCCUGUCAAUCGCAGCACCGUACAGUGCGUCAGUAUCACUGAAUUACGAUUGAAAGCUAAGGACAAGAUGAAAAGUCGUUACCUUGACAAUAACAGAGAAUUUUCAACUGAAUUUCAACCGGUGGGCUGUCUUCAUAUUCCGCAAGGUAACUGCAGUGGAGUCUUGCCCUACGCAAAAACAUUCAUUCCCAACAAAUACGUUGAUUCAUUUGAAACAGCUAAAAAUUACCUAGAAGAAAUCAGUGGUCUACAAGAUUGCGAUACGCAUGCUCUGUAUGUAGUAUGUUCUUGGCUAUAUCCACCUUGCAUUACUGACACACUUCAAGUAGUGCCCUGUAAAGGUGUUUGCGAGGGUGUGGUUAAUGGUUGCCAAGAAAUCUUUAAUACGACAGCCAUUGGAUCGGAGCUUUCUUGUGACUAUUCUCCUGUAGGUGAAGCUAAUGAAAUGGAUUGCCGACAAAGCUGCUCAUAUAACAUUUACUUAAACGUUGGUGAAGUGUUUCAAUUCACAUCUCCAAACUAUCCACUGGCUUUUCCUUCUAACACCUAUUGUGUCUGGCUGAUAACAUCUCCACGGUCUACCAGAAUCAAAUUCAAAUUUACAAAUGUCGAUCUCGCCGAGGAUUUUGAUCAUCUUCAACUUAGCUCCAAACAUAAUCCUUAUGAAUAUUACAAACGUGAAGUGACGAAUGAUAUCGAAGUUUUUACAGUCCUAAAUUGGGCUUCUGUGAUUUUCAAAAGCCACAAUAUAGUCAACAUGAAGAGAGGAUUCUCUGCAGAGGUUACAGCUAUCGAUAAGAAAGAUGCUUUAUCCUGUACCGGAAAUUGGUGGGAUAAACUUACAUUUAUUACAAGUUUAAACGAAGAUGAACUAUGUGAUGGUCAAGAAAAUUGUGAAAAAUAUAAAGAUGAUGAGUAUUUAUGCCGAUCAGAAUGUGGAUAUGAUGUCUUGUUGACAGAUGAAAAUAGUGUCGAAGUCUUAUCAUCUAUGAAUCACUCCAAGGCAAUUGAACAGUGUAUAUACACAUUCACAAGUCCAACACGUACUAAAUUAAAGAUGGAAUUUCUGAGUUUGAAAGGCGCCGUGAGCGGUUGCAACUUUAAAAUGGGUGCAGGAACAAAUCCAUUCAAUACAACUAGCGAAUUUACAUCAUUGCCUCUGAUAUCUACUGGAAUUGAUCUCCCCGGAAACAUGGCUUGGAUAUGGUUCGCACAAACUCCAGAGAACUCUAGCUUUGUGGUUCGCUUGAGUUCAUUCAUUGAGAGUAAAAUCAUUAACAUUGCGGCUAAUGAUUCAUAUAUCAUAGACAAUAAUUCGCAUUCGAUCAACUCUUGGCUUGAAUACGGUUGUUUAGUUUUCAAGUCUUCGUCUGGUUAUCAUUUCAAGUUGACGUUUUUGAAUGAUAUCUUGGACUUAAGAAAGACGUCUGAAUUCUAUGACCCAGGAUAUAACAAGAUAGCUUUUGGUUUAGGAUCGGACUCAUUGAAGUACAAUGUAUUCACAUUAGAGUCUGAUUACGACGACAUGUUGGAGUUGUACACGGAUGCUAUUUGGUUGAAAAUGGACGGAUAUGGGCCGUAUGCUAUUGGAAUCACUAUUUCAACUAUACUUACAAGAGAAGAUUAUAGGACACACAUACUUGUUAAGGAUGUUGCAACAAUAACAUAUCCAUCGUCAGAGAUUGGCAAUGUUGAAGAAAGCAGUAAUGUUUCUACCACAGUAUGGAUAGUCACAUCUAUAAGAUACCCGAAUAUUGCAGUGAAAUUUAUCAACUUCUCUUAUGGAACAUCUGAAUUUAACUUUAUUACUAUUGGACACGGUGUUAAUACUGAAUUGUCGUCCUCAAUCCUUUUCCAAGGUCUUGCUUUAGAUUUCCAAAGAACGCUUCCCCAUGAUUUAAUUAUUCAUUAUUCAACAUUCUGGGUUCGACAUACCUCAUACCGACGAAUAAAUGAUACACGUUUUUCUAUGGAGCUUCGAGGCCUACCAGAUAGAGACAAUAUAAUAUGCCCCACGAAAACUGUGCAAGAUAUCUGUGAUGAUGAGUUUGAUUGUCCAGAUCUUAGAGACGAAAUAGGCUGUGUUGAUCCAGGUAUCUCUUGCGGCCAGAGACCUCUUCACCCAGACGUACGUACCAAACGAGUAAUUGGUGGAACGGAACCGCUUCCUGGUAGCUGGCCCUGGCAAGGUCUCAUCUUCUAUGGGGAUUCGCCUAAGUGUGGCUGUACCCUCAUCAAUGAAUUAUAUGUAAUUUCAGCAUCUCAUUGCUUUUCAGGAUCUAAUAACAUACUGGAUGAUAUUAGAGUUAUGUUUGGAAGUAAUAAACGUCUGAAUUUCUCGGCCAAUCAUUUCAUCGUAGCAGUAUCCUUAGUUUACCUUCUUCCAGGAGAUAUACCGUAUGAACAUAAUGAUGAAACCGACUUUGUGCUGAUGAAGCUGUCUAGGCCAGUACCAUUUACAAAUUACAUUCGUCCGGCAUGCAUUUCCAGCAGUUACAACCAAUUCACAGAAAAUGAUGUGUGCUAUGUUACCGGAUUUGGUGUUCAGGGUACAGGUGGACCCAUUGUCGCGAUGCAUGAGGUUCCAGUGGACCUUUUUAGCAGCGAAAAGUGCAACGAAUUUCAAGGAACAGCUAUGAGAAUGACAGAAAACGAAAUAUGUGCUGGAAGACGUGAGGGCGGCAUGGAUACUUGCCAAGGUGAUAGUGGUGGUCCACUCGUUUGCCUAGGAGAAGAUGAGAAAUGGUAUCUUUUUGGGAUAACGAGCUAUGGACAGGGUUGUGCCGAAAGAUUUCGACCUGGCGUGUAUCAUCGUGUUUUUCCGUAUUUGGAUUUCAUUGAUAACAUUUUGAAUGCAGAACAUGAGACUUAGUGCUGACAGCAUUGUGUGCAAGUACGGUUUAAAUAUUA
This is a messenger RNA of Anneissia japonica, 3999 nucleotides long. RefSeq lists its product as uncharacterized. Lineage: Eukaryota; Metazoa; Echinodermata; Crinoidea; Comatulida; Comatulidae. Gene Ontology annotation, biological process: proteolysis. Gene Ontology annotation, molecular function: serine-type endopeptidase activity; protein binding. The coding region runs from base 746 to 3961 and encodes 1071 amino acids. The transcript is spliced from 17 exons. The record is from RefSeq and is a predicted model, not a curated record.